AAAUUUAUACUUCAAGCAUCCAAUGGCUAAAGGUGGAAGAGAUAAAAAGUCGUCCAAAGGGCGUUUGGAUAAAUACUAUCAUUUGGCCAAAGAACAAGGUUAUCGUGCUCGUUCAGCUUUCAAGUUGAUUCAAUUGAAUAAGAAAUAUAACUUUUUGGAACGUUCUCGGGUAUUGAUUGAUUUGUGUGCUGCUCCUGGUGGUUGGCUUCAAGUUGCAACAAAAUAUAUGCCUCAGUCAAGUUUGAUUAUUGGUGUAGAUCUUGCACCUAUUAAACCGAUACCCAAUGUCAUUACCUUCCAAGAUGACAUUACCACUGAUCGCUGCCGACAAAACUUACGUCAAGAAAUCAAAACAUGGAAAGCUGAUGUUGUACUUCACGAUGGUGCUCCUAACGUUGGUGCUGCUUGGACUCAUGAUGCCUUUACACAAUCCGAAUUAGUACUUGUAUCCUUGAAAUUGGCUACUGAGUUCUUGAUGAAAGGAGGUACAUUUGUAACCAAGGUAUUCAGAUCUAAGGAUUACAACAAAUUGUUAUGGGUUUUUCAACAACUAUUCAGAAAGGUGGAAGCUACUAAACCUCCUUCUUCUCGUGGUGUAUCUGCUGAAAUUUUCGUUGUGUGUCGUGAUUUCAUUGCUCCUAAGAAGUUGGAUCCUCGCUUCUUGGAUCCCAAAGCUGUAUUUUCUGAAUUGGAUACAAAGGAAUCUAACAAAAUGAUUGAUAUCUUUAAGCCUGAAAAGAAGAAACGACAACGUGAAGGUUAUGAAGAUGGAAACUAUACUCUACACAAGACUGCUGAUGUAAUGGAAUUUAUCAAGGCAGAAGAUCCUAUUGCUGUUUUGGGAAGUUACAAUCAAUUGACUUUCAAAACGGAUGAAUCUAUGGCUAUAUUGAAAAAUCCUCUUACUUCUGAAGAUGUCAAGGUCAAUUGUGAAGAUUUAAAGGUGCUUGGCAAAUCUGAUUUCAAAUCCUUAUUGAAAUGGCGUACUGCUUUACGUACUCAGUACAAGCUGGACAAGAAAGAGGAAGAAUCUGAACAAGAAGAAGAAGAAGAAGAAUUGGACGACGACGAAAAGUUACAAGCAGAAUUGGAAAAUCUCAGCAAAGAAGAAGCUGCCAAACGCAAACGACUAAAGCGAAAGAACAAUGAAAAGAAGAUGAAAUUGAUUACUCGUAUGCAAUUGAACAUGACUGUUCCUAGUGAUAUUGGUCUAGAACAAGAAGGCGCUGAUGGCCAUACUCUGUUCAAUAUCCGAAAAAUCAACAAGGAAAAGAUGCUUGAACAAUUACAAAAUGGUAAUAUGGACUUGGCUGAUCAAUUGGCUGAAAGUGGAGAUCAUGAUGAUGAAGAUAUGUCUGCAUAUGGUUUUCUCAAAGACAAAGGGUAUACUCGUGAAAUGGAUCAAGAUAUUCGAGUUGGAAAUACUCAAGUAGUGGAUAAAGAUGAAUAUGACAGUGAAUUAGAGGAUCAACUAGAUGAAGACUAUGAACGCUAUAUUCAAGAUAAGGCUGAACGUAAUGCCAAAUUCCGCGCCAAACAAGCUCGUGAAGAACAAGAUGAAUGGGCUGGCUUUGAUGACAAGAACAACAGGAACAGUAACUCUAGAGCUUUGAAAGAUGAAUCUGAUUUGGAUAGUGAUGACAGUGAAGCUUCCAGCGAUGAUGAUCAACAAGAUAUCGAUGAUGAUAUGUCUAGCGAUGAUGAUGAUGAUGACAGAACUUUGGAUUCAUCUUCUUCCGUCACUUCUCUCAACAAAUCCAACAAUAAGAUCAGUAAACAAUCUACUACCAUGAAGAAAAAUGGUAACUCAUUAAUCAAUGAUUUGGGCAAACAGGCUUCUUUGGCUCGUAAAACAUCUGAUGGUCUUUCUAUGGGUGCAUCUAUGUUCUUUGAUCAAGAUAUCUUUGAUGGAUUGGAUGGUGAUGAUGAAGAAGAAGAAGAUGACGAUGAUGAUGAAUCAAAUGAACCAGUUGAUGUAUUGGAUUCUAGAAAACGCAAAGCUGAAGAGGAAUUGGAUGAAGAUAGUGAUUUUGAAAUGGAAAAUACUAAAGAAACCAUUCCUUCUGAUGACGAAAUGUGGAGUGGUGAUGAAGAUGAAAAUUCUAAAGCUGUCCGAAAAGCGCAAGAAACUGGUUUGAUGACGGCCGAAGCUGUAACCCUGGCUCGACAAUUAGUGAAUCGUGAAAAAACAAAAGAAGAUUUGGUAGAUGAAGGUUUCUCUCGUGAAGGAUUCCGUGACAAAGAGGGAUUACCAGCUUGGUUCCUUGAUGAUGAAGGCAAACACAACAAACCUAAUCUUCCUAUCACCAAAGAAGCAGUACUUGCUAUUCGAGAAAAACUCAAGGCAUUAGAUGCACGACCCAUCAAGAAGAUUGCAGAAGCCAAGGCACGCAAGAAAUAUAAGACAAUGAAACGAUUACAAAAGGCACAAAAGAAGGCAACGGAUGUGGCAGAAAAUGAAGAUAUGUCUGAAAAGGAAAAGUUAACAACGAUCAACAAGAUUCUAGCAAGGUCAACAAAAUCCAAACCCAAGAAGGAAGUCAAACUAGUAGUGGCGAAAGGUGCUAAUCGUGGUAUUAAGGGUCGACCUAGCGGUGUCAAGGGUCGUUAUAAGAUGGUGGAUGGAAGAAUGAAGAAAGAAAUGCGUGCUGUCAAACGUCAAGAAAAGAAGAAGGGUGGUGGUCGACGAAAAUAGAUGAUUCUUUUUUAUUAGUAUUAUUAUUUCUUAGUUGUAGUUAUUUAUCACAAUUCAUCAUUCUUUAUUAUUAUUCAUCUUCCUUAUACAUUGUUGCCAUAGUUUUUUUUUUUAUUUCUUUAUUUUGUAUGCAUUGUUUUUUUUUUCUUUGUCAAAUCCUAUUAUUGAUUAUCACUCAUUAACAUAACUUUGUUUUUAUCUUGGAAUAAACAAAAGAUUUCAUUUUCAAAUUACACGUAUUCUAUUUUAUAGACCUAAAUGAUAUAUAUAUAUAUACUUCUUCCUUCUUUUUUUGUUUUUAUCAUGUGACACGGUGAUCAAAAUGCUCCAAGCAGGAAAUUCCCAUAAAAAGUCAAAUCGGUAUAUUAUUUCUGUCAAUGUGACAUUGUAAGAUUCUCUUUAGGAUGAAUGAUGGAAUAUGAUCACUGUUACUUCGAUAAUGUUAAUAAGGUGAUCUUGUGAAUUGAAAUUAAUAGCUG
Messenger RNA from Halteromyces radiatus, 3174 nucleotides. RefSeq names its product Spb1 C-terminal domain-containing protein. Gene Ontology annotation, biological process: maturation of 5.8S rRNA from tricistronic rRNA transcript (SSU-rRNA, 5.8S rRNA, LSU-rRNA); maturation of LSU-rRNA from tricistronic rRNA transcript (SSU-rRNA, 5.8S rRNA, LSU-rRNA); rRNA methylation. The record is from RefSeq and is a predicted model, not a curated record. NCBI's taxonomy places the organism in Eukaryota, Fungi, Mucoromycota, Mucoromycetes, Mucorales, Cunninghamellaceae. The transcript is spliced from 9 exons. Gene Ontology annotation, cellular component: nucleolus; nucleus; preribosome, large subunit precursor. Gene Ontology annotation, molecular function: rRNA (guanine) methyltransferase activity; rRNA (uridine-2'-O-ribose)-methyltransferase activity. Bases 23 to 2695 code for a protein of 890 amino acids.